UAGAUGCUCUUUGGCGGAAGCGCUCCAGUGCAUACAGCCUGCACGGCCUAGCUGAGCCAUGGAGGGAGCUCCCGUGACAGCAGCCACGGGGGUCUUGGGGCCCGUCGUCGUGAAGCUGGGUGCUCUGCUGGGCAGCGAGUACAAGCUUCAGCGCCAGACUCUGAAGGACAUAAAGUUCAUCAAAUCCAAGCUCAAGUUUGUGCAUUCUAUCCUUUGGGCGAUAUGGGGGAAGGAGACUCUUGAUGCGCAAUCCAAGGAGUUGAAGAAGGAAGCGCUGGAUCUCGCCGAUGAUAUGCAAGACGCCAUCGACGACUUCAUCCUCACCAUGGAGCCAAGCCACAGAAACAAGCACCUGAAGAUACAGAUCAAGAUCCAAGCAAGCCCCUUCCAAGAUUUCAAGACAAGAGUAGAUGAUGUGUCAGCCCGGUGCCGCAGCAAGUGGAAGAUCAAGCCUGCUGAACGCGUUUGUAGCUUAUAUUCAACAAAAAGGGCAGAAUCCAGCACCCCCAGCAAACUGCCUCCUCAUCGAGCUCCAUUUGUCUGCAAGAAUGCGUCAGAGAUCAUUGGUAUGGGCAGAUGGAGAGAGGACCUCAUAACAUACCUGGUAGGAGAAGGGAGCACAAUGGCUCAGCCACAGUUCAAAAUGGCAUCCAUUGUUGGGAUGGGCGGUGUGGGCAAAACAACCCUUGCCAGCCUUGUGUAUGAGGAGAUUGGAAAUAAGUUCCAGUCCCGGGCUUUUGUGUCCGUCACUCCAACCGCCAACAUGAAGGAGGUUCUCACAAGUAUUCUCCACCAAGUAGGAGCUGAACUACCUGCUGGCACCAAAGCAAGGACGGAGGAAGAUAUCAUCCACACCAUAUCGAACUUCCUAGAGGACAAAAGGUACCUAGUAGUAAUUGAUGACAUAUGGCAUCAUGGAGAAUGGGAGAUCAUCAGCAAGUCUGUUCCACAAAAUAAUCUGGGCAGUAGAAUUGUCAUGACAACCCGUAUUGAUUCUGUAUCAGAUGAUAUCGAUUAUAACAAGCUCUGCAUCAGAAUGAAUCCUGGAUGGAGUUUUGAAGAGGAAAGAUGGUUCUACGGACAUCAUGUGCAAGAUUUCACCGCUUGGAUGAAGCCUGACAUGGUUGGAGAAGGUUUUGACCGUGACCAUCCUAUUGUGCGCAUGUGUGGUGGUGUGCCGUUAGCACUACUUUGCAUGUUUUCGGCAAUGAGAAUGGUCCGAGAGCAACAAGAACUAGGGGUACAUGUAAAGGCAUGCGUUGUGCAAGAUAUGAUUGAGAAGCAAGUUAAGCAAAGUGGAAUUCAGAACACUCCAGGGUUUGAACCGUUGGUAGAGAGUUUCCAGCUUGGCUACACCAAUCUUCCUCACCAUAUGUUGAAGACCUGCUUGUUGUACUGCAGUGUAUACCCUGAGAAUUACCCUUUUUGCAUGAAUGAUUUGGUCAUGAGAUGGGUCGCUGAAGGAUUUACUUAUAAAGUUGAUGUAGCAAAAGAUUACCUCAAAGAGCUUGGCAACAGGGGAUUUAUGCUGCAUAUGAAGGAUUCAUCUGGCAUGCCCUACUACCAAAUGAAUCCGAUGAUGCAAAAUUUCCUUAGAUGGAAAGCGCGUGAAGAUAAUUUCAUUACUUGUAGUUCCGACAUCGCAUUGGCAUAUGCAUGUCGAAUCCAUCGGCUAUGUAUCGAUGGUUAUCAAGUUGAUGACGGUGAGGUGCAGGUGGUGGAUACCUUGUUCGAACUGGAUUGGUCCCAGAUUCGAUCUCUUGUUGUUUUUGAAGGUGCUAAGAGAUAUGUCCCUUUUGAGAAGUUGGAACGUGUGCGGGUGUUGGAUCUUCAUUAUCAUCAUCAUCAUUAUCUUGAAUUCCUAAAGUCUUAUUGGAAUCCUUUUGGGGACUUUGGAUUCGAGGCCCUUGCAAAUCAGCAUGUGAAGGAUAUAUGUGGACUGCUCCGUGUGAGGCACCUAUUCGGCCUAGAAGGGAUAGGAAUCAGUGAGAUACCGCCGGAAAUAGCAAGGCUACAGCAUCUGGAGACUUUGCAGGUAAGAUUCACAUCGAUCACAGAGUUACCCAGUGAGAUUAGGGACCUACAACAAUUGAAGACUCUGGUCGUGAGUCAGAACCAAAAGCUGGCAGAGCUGCCCAGGGAGAUAGGGGAUCUGCAACAAUUAGAGACUCUGGACCUGAUGAGCUGUACCAGGCUGACGGGGCUGCCACGUGAGAUCGGGAACCUCCAGAAUUUGGAGAAUCUGAACCUGCAUUGGACCAUGCUCAAAGAGCUGCCUCUGGAGAUUGGGAAGUUGCAGCAUUUGAAAACUCUGGAUAUUGGUUCGAAUAGCAUCACAAGGCUAGGCAAUGAAAUUGAGGACCUGCAUCAUUUAGAGACCCUGGACCUGAGUUACAACCGGGGGCUCACACAGCUGCCUCGUGAGAUGUGGAAACUGCAGAAUUUGAAGCGGCUGCUCUUGAAUGGUACAGGGGUGGUGAAGAUACCAAGGGAAAUCGGAGGGCUAAAGAAGCUGGAGAUUUUGAAAUUAGACGACACCAUCGGUGCACUGCCUUGGGAAGCUAGUCAGCUCUCGAAAUUGGAGGGGGUGCCCGAGUGCGUCCGCCAAGCCUGGAAGAAGAGUGAACUUAUGUCUUGUGAGCUAGCCGGGGAGAUCUUGUCCAUUCGACUGGUCAAUCGGGCCAUUGAUAGGGGGGGCCUAAUCGUUGGGACAAAACACAUGCAGAUUCCACAGUGGAUCAAGGAACACUUCAACGACCUUGGCUCCUUGGAUAUCAGGAUCUGCAAACUGGAGGAGCGGGAUGUCAAGAUUCUGCAGGAGAUGCUCAACCUGGAAAACCUCACGCUAAGGUUCGACGCCAUCCCAAGAAAGCCCAUAGCCAUCAGCGGUGAAGGGUUCCCAAGGCUCAACAGACUCGUUGUUGAUUGCCGGCUUCCACGGGUUGUCACCUUCCAGGAAGGAGCGAUGCCGAAGCUGGGAAUCCUCCGCUUCGAGUUCCAGUUCUACGGUGGACCACCUCCAGCUGCAAAUAAAGGAGACCCUCGGCUGGGUGUCAAGCACCUCCGGUGCCUCUUCUUGGUCGAAUUUAGAUGCAGCGAGGAAUGGUAUGGAGGAGCAGCAGAGAGCAGCCCGUGCAUGAGCGCCAUGAUUGACGUCGUGAGGAAAGAAGCCCGGGAGCAUCCCAAAAAGAUCUACUUUCGUGUCACUGGCCGCAAGGAAUAGAUAUUUCCAGCGAUCGAGGAGAGCGCACAGGCUUCCAGCAGUGGGACAAGCAAGAUCGACGACACUCCAAACAGUGGGAGGGGCGAGAUCCAUGAGGAGGAAGAGACUUUUCCAAGGAACGAGAGCGGAAAGGUUUCGGGCAGUGGGACGACUGGCGAGAUCCAGGGGCAGGAGGAGAAGAUCCAGGAGGAAGAAGCGUGAUUGGGUUUCUUGACGAGUAUUGCUGAGGUUGGCUGGCUGGUUAUUUCGUCAUCGUGAUGCUAGCUGUUCUUCUUCGGGCCGGAUGUUCUUCUUCGGGCUUUCUCCAUCUGAUGCUAGCUGUUGCUUAAUUUCCAUUGUCAUAUGCAAAAGCUUCCAAGUUGAUUUGGCCUUCAAAGGCACCUGUAUCUGUAUGCCACUUCAAAGGUAUUGUCAUGUAAUUUAAUUAUAAUCCCUUCGAAGGGAG
Triticum aestivum (bread wheat) is the source of this 3668-nucleotide messenger RNA. Its product is annotated as disease resistance protein PIK5-NP-like. The transcript has 3 exons. Gene Ontology annotation, biological process: defense response to other organism. The record is from RefSeq and is a predicted model, not a curated record. Bases 59 to 3223 code for a protein of 1054 amino acids. Gene Ontology annotation, molecular function: ADP binding. NCBI's taxonomy places the organism in Eukaryota, Viridiplantae, Streptophyta, Magnoliopsida, Poales, Poaceae.